Molecule: messenger RNA, 840 nt
Organism: Plenodomus lingam JN3
Lineage: Eukaryota; Fungi; Ascomycota; Dothideomycetes; Pleosporales; Leptosphaeriaceae
Biological process (GO): protein phosphorylation
Molecular function (GO): ATP binding; protein serine/threonine kinase activity
Source: RefSeq, a predicted model, not a curated record
AUGAGUGUCGCGAAAACACCUUUUGCCUUUUUCUCGGACGGAACGCCCGUACCUUUAGACGGGGAGUUUCACGUUGACCCCUUAGACCCGUCCAAGCUGCUCAGAUGCCAUGAAUCUUGGACACCUCCGGGUGUAUCCAAAAUCAUAUCGGGUGGCAACACAGCCUACUUAGGCUUACUCCCUGACAAGUCCGUUCUUAAAUUCCCGGUGGACCGAAACGAUUCCUUCUCAAAGAAAGCUCUCGACAUCGAACACCGUAUCCUGUCAGAUAUUGGAGCCCACGACAGGAUUACUAGAUAUUUGGGAAAACAAGAGUACGGACUCCGCUUUGAACGCGCAGCAAAAGGCGAUGUCCGGUCUUACAUGUCUACUGUUCAGCUAGACAGCAUCCCCGUUCACCUUCGAAUGAAAUGGUCGACACAAGCAGCAGAAGCCAUAUCUUUCAUUCAUUCCCGACGGGUCAUACACUGCGAUGUACAUCCAAACAACUUUCUAGUCGACGACGCGCUGGAUCUUCGGCUUUGCGAUUUCUCGGGAUCCGUGUAUGGCAAUUUGGAUGGAGGUGGUAUGGAAAGCGUUCGUUUCUUCCUUCCGAGAGAUGCAAUGGCUGCUCCGACCAUAAAGUCGGACCUUUUCGCAUUGGGAUCGGUCAUCUACUAUAUCAUGUCAGGCCGUGAGCCGUACGAUGUUUUGCCAGAUGAAGAAGUGACUGCACGUUAUUCUCGAGGCGACUUUCCUGGGGUGGACUCGAUGCCGUACGGGCAAAUCAUCUUAAGCUGCUGGAGAGGAGACUUUGACGAUGCAGAAGAGGUCUUUCUGGCCCUUCUAAAAGGAGCGUAA